AUGGAAUUAACACCGUAUUCCCCAACUGACUAUUCUGUUACUACAACAGAUGCUAAUGGUCAACGAUUACCUCCAAUUCGUUCGAGAACGGAUGAAGCUCCAGAAUAUAGAAUUCAUAAUACUCGUUAUACAUUACCACCUUCAAAUCUAGCUCGAGAUGUAUCUGAUCAACAAAUUGGUGAUAUUGAUUCGUGGCCAGCAAAUGCAAGUGGUGGUAGUGGUGCUUUUCGAAGUUUAGUAUUAACUAAUCAAGGUCGUCUAGUACCAGUGGGAACAAAUUUAAAAGGAAAAUUAGAUACAACACAUAAACCUAGAUUUUUAGCAGCUCUUGAAGAAUAUCUUUAUAGUGAAUUGAAAACACUUGGUGUUGAAGAUUCAGUCGCUAAUGAUUCACGUUUACAAGUUUUUCGUGAAAUAUUUUCAACAGUUAUUGAUGAUUUUAAAACUUAUAAACCACUUUUAUCAGCAAUUAAAAAUGAAUAUGAAAUGAUGUUAACACAUCUUUAUAAUAAAAUAAAUGAACUUGAACCACUUCGUCAACAAUUAGUUUUACUCAGUGAUCAAUGUGAUAAAAAAUUAAUGCAAUAUCGGAAAGAAGAACGAGCAGAUAUGUCAUUAUUAAAAGAAGAAAAAAAACGUUUACAACAAACUAUUCGUCAUAUAACAAAUCAAAAUCAAAAUCUUGAAGCAAAUAUUAAACGACUUCAACAAGAAGUAUCACAUCAAUAUGAACUGUAUCGAAAAGAACUUGAUUCAAGAAAAUUAUUAAUUAAUGAUGCAAAUGAUUUACGUGCUCAACAAGAACAACGUAAUGAAAUCAAAGAAGGAUUAGAUGAUCAAGGAAUGAAAAAAGAAGAUACAAUUAUGAUGAAAAUAUCUUUAAAACAAGCACGUAAAGAUCUUGAUAAAGCACUUGCUAAAAUAACAUAUAUGGAAGCUAAUUAUAAUGAUGUUGUACCACGACGUGAUUUUGUUGAAUUAGAAGUUAAAUCUAAUGAAUUUGUUGAACAAAUAAAAGCAUUACAAGAAAUGAUUGAUAAUCAAACUCGAGAACUCGAACAAAUGCGAACACAAAAUGAAAAUCUCAAAGAAGAUAUUCAAAAUAUACAACGUGAAAAAGAAGAAUUAAGUUCGAAAAAUGAAGGUGGUCAUGGUGGAAUGACUCCACGACCAGCAUGGCAUUUAGCAGGAGAAGUUAUUGAUGGUGGUGUUGAACGUUGGCAAAGUAUUACAGCAAAUAAAACAAGUCAAGAAAAACUUGUUUCAUUACUUAAUGAAUUUACUGGUGGUGGUAAUGAAGAUAAUCAAUCACAAAAUGGACCAGUGCCUGAUCAAUUAUCACCUCGUGGUGAAGGUGAACAAGUUCCAUUUCAUUUACGUUCAUCAAAAUCAGUCAAAAAUCGACGUUUAACACGUCGUGAUGUUGCUGUUCUUAUACAAGAAAUUUGGACUGAACGUCGUAUAUCAAAUAAUCAAGAUGGACGUACAAAACCUUUAUCGGAAUUUGUCUAUGAAUAUUUUCGUAAUCGAUAUGGAAAUCAUAAUACAGCCAUUGAAAUGGGUUAUAGUUUAGAUUAUGCAUGUAAACGUUUUAAACAUAAUGACAAUUGUCAAUUAUUUUAUCAAAUUUUAUGUGGAGAAGCUGAUGAAGAUAUUUAUCAUAAUACAAAAAAUCUUAUUGAACAACUUGGUGAACGUGUUAUUAAAGAAAGUGAAACACAUCCAAAUGGUUCUGUAACUAUGGAACAAUUUGAUGCCAUGUUAAAAUCAUUUCUACCCGAUAAAGCAGCGAAUGAUAUUGCUGAAUUAGUUACUGCUGCCGAAAAAGAACAGCCAAAUGAAGAACAAAUAGCAUUAGCAAAAUUAUUCUCUGUUGAUGAUGAAGAUAAUUAUGGAGAUUUUAUUCGAAUUUUAAAACGACAAUUAAAUGAAGAUAAACAAAGUUACAUUCAUGAUGUACAAGAAAAAAUUGAAAAUUCAAAUUCGGUGAAUGCAAAAGAUGUGGAACAAGCUAUACGUGCUGUAAAUCCUCAUAUUCGAAAUACUGAAUUAGUUCAUAUUGUACAAUGGAUAUUUGAAGCAAAAGAUGGAAGUCAAAUACCAUCAAUGAAUACACAUGAUGUUCUUCAACGCCUUCAAAAUGGUGUCUUUUAUCGACAACAUACAUUGUCAUCAUAA
Adineta steineri is the source of this 2178-nucleotide messenger RNA. Lineage: Eukaryota; Metazoa; Rotifera; Eurotatoria; Adinetida; Adinetidae. The record is from the annotation of a GenBank genome assembly.